AUGGGAUAUAAGCAACAAAUUGGCAUUGACUACAAUGAAGUUUUUGCUCCGAUUGAAAGACAUGAUACGAUUCGAAUGGUGUUAGCAUUGGCAGCACAAAGCAAUUGGAAAAUUCUUCAAAUUGAUGUGAAAUCAGCCUUUCUGCAUGGCAACUUGAAUGAAGAAGUUUACAUAGAUCAACCCCUUGGAUAUGUUCAACAUAGUAAUGCAAGAAAGGUAUAUUGCUUGAAGAAGGCUUUGUAUGGAUUGAAGCAAGCUCGUAGGGCUUGUUUGUAUGUAGAUGAUUUGAUUUACACAGGAAAUGACUCGAUUAUGUUUGAAGAAUUCAAGCAGUUCAUGAUGGCAGAGUUUGAAAUGACAGAUCUAGGGAUGAUGCAUUAUUUUCUCGGCAUUGAGGUAAUACAAUCAGUAGUGAGAAUUUUCAUCAAUCAGAAGAAAUAUGCACUGGAGAUCUUGGACAGGUUUCAAAUGGAGAAUUGCAACUCAGCCACAACUUCAAUUGAACCCAAUUUGAAGCUCACAAAGGACCAUGAAGGAAAGAAGGUCAACAAUACUCUCUAUAAGCAAAUGAUUGGAAGCUUGAUGUACUUAACAGCUACAAGGCCUGAUAUUAUGUAUGCUGUAAGUUUAAUUAGCAGGUUUAUGGAAUCUCCAACUAAGCUUCAUCUCCUUGUUGCCAAAAGAAUCUUACAUUACUUAAAAGGGACUCCUGGUCUUGGCAUACUUUAUCAAAAAAGAGAAAAACUAAACCUUGUUGGUUUUAGCGAUAGUGAUUAUGCAGGAGAUUUAAAUGAUAGAAAUAGUACUUCAGGGUAUGUUUUCAUGCUUGGUUUAGGAGCUAUCUCAUGGUCUUCCAAGAAACAACCAAUUAUCACAUUAUCUACCAUUGAAGCUGAACUUGUAGCAGCAACAUCAUGUGCAUGUCAAGCCAUUUGGUUGAGGAACAUUCUUGAGAAUUUGCAUUAUAAGCAAGAAGAAACAUCUAUCAUUCAUUGUGAUAUUUUAACCAGGCUAAGCUACUAUAAAAGUGAAGAUCAAGUGGUAGAUAUUUUAACCAAGCCUCUCAAAUUAGCAACAUUUGUGAAGCUUCGAAGCUUACUUAGGGUGGUUUCCUCUACUACUUUAAAGUAA
Molecule: messenger RNA, 1131 nt
Organism: Benincasa hispida (wax gourd)
Lineage: Eukaryota; Viridiplantae; Streptophyta; Magnoliopsida; Cucurbitales; Cucurbitaceae
Source: RefSeq, a predicted model, not a curated record